Messenger RNA from Eruca vesicaria subsp. sativa (arugula), 614 nucleotides. NCBI's taxonomy places the organism in Eukaryota, Viridiplantae, Streptophyta, Magnoliopsida, Brassicales, Brassicaceae. The record is from the annotation of a GenBank genome assembly.
CGCCGUUAUUCCUCCGAAUUCUCCGACGGUAGCAUCAUCUCCUCUCUUUCCGCUUUGAUAUCUGGAUGACGCUAGGGUUGUUAUCAGCGAUCGGAAGAUCAUUCCGAAGAAAGCGAGCGUCUUCGCUUGAUAUUCUCUCUCCCAAACGAGCUCCAAGAAACUUCUACAAGGGCAAAAACUGCAAACCUACUGGUUUCCACACCGGAAAAGGACAAUAUGUUGUGCAGCCACAUAAAUUGCCAAACUACGUAAUCCCUGAUCUCACUGGCUUUAAGCUGAAACCAUAUGUGUCUCAGUGCCCUGUGGAGGUCAACAAAACAACUGAAGCUUCCAAGUGAACAUGUCAGAAGAAAUAUGUUUUUUUGAGUCUUAAUAAGCUUAAAGGUAAGGAAUGUGUUUUGCGGAAUUCGUAUUCUAUAAUCUUUGAAUCAUUUGUUUUCUUCAAGGACUUACAAGCAACUUUUGAGUUGAUGUUUUCUUUCUCUACCAUAUCAGAAUUAGAACAUUUGAUAAGCAUAGAGAUAAAUCUCAUCUUGUUGUUAUCGGAAUCAAUGAACAAACUGCAGAGAUUUAUUUAUUAGUGUCAUGGUCCACUUGUUUUGCUACAAACGCAG